This is a messenger RNA of Coccidioides immitis RS, 1549 nucleotides long. Its product is annotated as peptidyl-tRNA hydrolase. Gene Ontology annotation, molecular function: translation release factor activity. Lineage: Eukaryota; Fungi; Ascomycota; Eurotiomycetes; Onygenales; Onygenaceae. Gene Ontology annotation, cellular component: mitochondrial large ribosomal subunit. The coding region runs from base 20 to 616 and encodes 198 amino acids. The transcript has 3 exons. The record is from RefSeq and is a predicted model, not a curated record. Gene Ontology annotation, biological process: mitochondrial translational termination.
UUUGCGAAUGACCCGGAGCAUGUUUGCAUGGCGAGGCUGUCGGCAAAUCCCACUCCUUGACCCCCCGCAUUGGCUUGCGAUUAGACCAUUUCUGAGUCGUCGUGCCUUGCGCCAGUCGCCCCAACAUGGCACCCGACAAAACGCUGAGGAUCUUCAAACCGCGAGGUCCUGGCUGAGUCGGCUUUCAUCCCAGACCAUUCCCAGAAGUAUCUGCGAGAUCUCUUUCAGCAGGUCGAGUGGUCCAGGCGGUCAGAAUGUGAAUAAGGUAAACUCCAAGGUGACGCUCAGGGUGCCAUUGGGCCUUCUUUUCCCUCUCGUCCCUUCGGUCCUACACCACGAAAUUCGCUCGUCGCGAUAUCUUGCUGCGAGGACGGAUAGCCUGGUUAUCCAAUCGGACGAAACGCGAAAGCAAUCGCAGAACCUCGAACUCUGUUUCGAAAAACUUCGUGAUGUCCUUGCCGAAGCCAGCAAAGCAGCUAUUCCUGGCGAGACAUCGGCCGAGCAGAGGAAGAGGGUGAAAGAACUCCAAAACAGGGCGAACGAGGCGAGAAUCCGGAUGAAAAAGGUGCACAGCAACAAAAAGAACAACCGUAAAGGUAAAGGGUAUGAUGAUUGAUCUCUAUAGAUAUCAACUAUUGCUAUACAAAAGAUAGAAAGGUGGAUUCCAACUGAAUCCAACAUCCAUGUCCGUUACUUUUGUGAACGCCGAGAUGCUCUGUCAUCCGUGCAUCAACCAGAAACGCCUGCCCUUUUUUUUUUAAAAAAAAAGCUACCGUGAAAAAUGAAUAAAUAGUCUCACGAAAAAUAUGAAGUGAGCUGUCCUGGCUGUUAACCCCUCCCUGCAAGAGCUGAAUUUUAAGUUGAUGUUCGCUCCGCAUUUCUAAGGGUGGCUUCCACAACCUGACGAAGAGCUGGAUCAAGACCGUCUGUUGAACUAAUUGAGACCAGCCAUCUGGCAACUUCUUUUGAUAGUUCCUGGGCGGAGCCAGCUCCCGCAAGUUCUUUUAGCCGGCUUAGAGAGUUCCCGAAGGCACGAGGGAACUGUGGAGAUGUUGGUUUGAUUCCCUCGACGGGGAGUCUAACAUAGCAGAUUUGAGCUCGCGGAUUUGUAGGACAAGUCUCCAUUAAAUGCUCAACGACAUGAGUGAGCACGCGCCUAAGACAAGGCAUGUCUUCAAAUUCGGUAAAAAUGCUGAAGAAAUCGUAACCGAGGCCACUGUCUUCAUUGAAUUGUUUCAUUGCCGCGUCGAAAACGGCAAUCGGGAUCGCUCCGGACAAGGCAGGGGUAGAAUUUAGCGUUUCAAGCGCAGCUUCAUCAACUUCGUCAUUCUCCAGCGUCGGAUUGACAUCUUCGUCAUUCAACUUUGGUGCAUCUGUCUCUAUAUCAUCACCGGACCGGAUGGCCUUCGUUUGGGUUCCGCUGUCCAAACCGAGGAUCUUAUGUCUAGCGGCAAUCCGGGCUAUAUAGAUCAUCUCCAGCUUCGCAUACUGUAACCACAUCGUUCUCGAGCUCUUGCAAAACCGUAGCCCUCGCUGCAUGUAACCACGG